This is a messenger RNA of Harmonia axyridis, 378 nucleotides long. RefSeq lists its product as uncharacterized. The transcript has a single exon. Bases 1 to 378 code for a protein of 125 amino acids. The record is from RefSeq and is a predicted model, not a curated record. NCBI's taxonomy places the organism in Eukaryota, Metazoa, Arthropoda, Insecta, Coleoptera, Coccinellidae.
AUGGGAGUCCUAUUUGACAGCGAUUUGAGUUUUGUCUCACGCAUUGAAGAAAUAUGUGCCUCUUUUUGUAGGUCAUUAGGAUUCCUCUUCAGAAGCUUCAGGGAAUUUGAUGAUUUGUCUGCUCUCAGAGGCGUUUUCUUCUCGCUCGUUGUUAGCAAGUUGAAUUAUGCUAAUUUGAUAUGGUUUCCAAUAUAUGUCAUGUUCAGGAAGACAGGGAGGUAUCCUGAGCGUGGUACUGAUCUGUCGGGUAGCAUGGAGGAAAUGGAAAUUUCAAUCUUCCUUGCCCGUCAGACCCUGCAGGGCGCAAAAUUCGUACAGAAACUCCUUAGUGGAAGGAUAGACUGCCGUUUCCUGCUCUCCUGGUGCCGAGAGUGGUGA